Messenger RNA from Hemibagrus wyckioides, 5238 nucleotides. It is a transcript of the gene itga6b, whose product is annotated as integrin, alpha 6b. The coding region runs from base 221 to 3493 and encodes 1090 amino acids. Gene Ontology annotation, molecular function: integrin binding. The transcript has 25 exons. Gene Ontology annotation, biological process: cell-cell adhesion; cell adhesion mediated by integrin; leukocyte migration. Lineage: Eukaryota; Metazoa; Chordata; Actinopteri; Siluriformes; Bagridae. The record is from RefSeq and is a predicted model, not a curated record. Gene Ontology annotation, cellular component: external side of plasma membrane; integrin complex.
AGAGAGGGAGGGCGAGGAGAGGAGAGGAGGUUGACCUCGUCACAGCGAUCCUUCCCACACAUUACACAAAAACCGCCUCCCUUAUACAUUGCACUGAACAAUCUGAAACAACACUUUUUUUCCAAGAGAGAUCUAGGCAUAAGGAGCUCCAGAGUAGGAGAGGCGUGAGCGGACCAGACCCCCGAAAAUACCCCUGCUGAGAUUUUCACCCCUCAGGAACAUGGCGCGUUACCGGACGGUUACCUUGUCUCUCCUGUGUUUAUUGGAAUGCGGGUUAAUUUCCGCCUUCAACCUGGACACCGAGAACGUGCUGAAGAAAACCGGGGACCAGAACAGCUUGUUCGGGUUCUCCCUCGCCCUCCACAGACAACUCAUUCCGACUGAUAAAAGAAUGCUGCUGGUCGGUGCUCCCAGGGCGAGGAAACUAUCCAAUCAGAAGUCACCAAUAACAGGAGGCUUGUACAACUGUGAUAUCAGCUCCACCAGUUCGGCCUGCCAGCGAAUUGAUUUUGACAAUAACGAGAACCCGGCUGAGGAGAGCAAAGAUAACCAGUGGAUGGGUGUCACAGUGCAGAGUCAAGGACCCGGGGGCAAGAUUGUGACAUGUGCACAUCGCUACCAGAAGAAACAGUUUACAAACUUGCCCGAGGAGUUGCGGGACAUCACAGGCCGCUGCUACGUGCUCAAUCAACAGCUGAAAAUCGACGAGAGCACUGGUGAUGAGGGAGGAGACUGGAGCUUCUGCGAGGGCCGAGACAGGGGUCACGAGCGAUUCGGCUCCUGCCAGCAAGGAUUCUCGGCUACCUUCACCAAGGACUACCAUUACCUAGUGUUUGGAGCACCUGGAGGCUUUAAUUGGAAAGGAAUUGUACGCCUGGAGCAGAGAAACAACACGCUGCUGGAGUUGGGUGUCUAUGAUGACGGACCAUAUGAGGUCAAAUACACCACACCUGAAGGACUUGACGAAGUGGCCGUCCCUGCUAACAGCUAUUUAGGAUUCUCUCUCGACUCUGGCAAGAUGUUGACUAAGAAAGGCCAGCUAACUGUGGUGGCUGGAGCUCCGAGAGCCAAUCACAGUGGAGCUGUGGUUCUGUUGAAGAAGGAUACAGACGCAGCUACUAUGGUCACUGAGUACAUCAUCGAAGGAGAAGGCCUGGCGUCGUCUUUCGGCUACGAACUAGCAGUGGUUGAUUUAAACGGAGAUGGAUGGCAGGAUCUUGUAGUUGGAGCUCCUCAGUUCUUUGUGAAGGAUGGUGACAUCGGUGGUGCUGUUUAUGUCUACAUCAAUCAGAAUGGAGACUGGGACAAGGCCAUCCGGACUAGAAUAGACGGAGCCAAAAAUUCCAUGUUUGGGCUGUCUAUUGAAAACCUUGGUGACCUUAAUCUGGAUGGGUUUAAUGAUUUGGCUGUCGGGGCUCCAUAUGAUGAGGAAGGAGCGGGAUGUGUCUACAUCUAUCAAGGCUCGAGCAACGGCCUCAAAAAAGAACCUGCUCAGGUGCUGAAAGGAAAAGAUCUAAACAUUAAGAUGUUUGGUUACUCCUUAGCUGGUAACAUGGAUUUAGACAACAAUCAAUAUCCAGAUUUGGCCAUUGGAUCUCUCUCUGACACUGUGGCCGUAUACAGAGCAAGGCCAGUGGUCAACAUAGAAAAGACGGUCACUACAAAUCCCAAAGACAUAGACCUCUCUAAGAAGAACUGCGGUGACAGCAUUUGUCUUGAGGUGAAUGUCUGUUUCAAAUUCACCUCCAACACCAAAGACUACAGCCCUUCUCUCAGAAUCAAAUACUCCAUCCAGGUGGAGUCAAAGAGGAAGAAGCAGGGACUUCCGUCUCGUGCCGUUUUCUUCCCACCCUCCGCCACUGACACAGACUAUGAGAGCACAGGAAUCAUGGAUCUGAGAAAGCAGAACGAACAAAAAUGUAUCAUGAAAAAGCUCAAACUUCAGGAUAACUUAAAGGAUAAGCUGAGAGCCGUGCCCAUAGAGGUGAACGUGGAGAUCGUGAAGCAGUCAGGAUCUGGACGCAAGAAGAGACAAGCCGGCCUCGCUGAGUUGAGUCCCAUCCUCGCUUCCAGCCAGCCAUCUCUUACUGAGGUCAGUUUUGUGAAAGACGGCUGCGGCAGUGACCAGAGGUGCCAGAGUAAUUUACAGCUGCAGUACAAAUUCUGCUCUCGGGAGCCUAAUCAAGACAUCUUCAAACCACUGCCAGUUCACAAUGGAAUGCCGGUCAUUUCACUCAACCACCAGAAGGAGAUUGCCCUGGAGGUCACGGUGACCAAUAAGAACGGAGACGACGCAUACGAGUCGUUUCUGAACGUAUCAUACCCCAAUGCCCUCUCUUACUCUGGAGUUCGCACCAAAUCUGCCGACAAACAGAUUAUCUGCUUGGCCAAUCCGAACGGCACAAAGGCUGAAUGUGAACUGGGAAAUCCUUUCAGAAAUAACUCGGAAGCUGUAUUUUACAUCAUUCUGAGCACUGGUGGGAUUUCGCUGGACACGAAUGAAGUAGAAGUUACGCUUGAGCUUAAAACGACGAGCGAGCAGGCACCACUGACUGUUAUGAAGAAAGCCAAUGUUGUAGCUGAGCUGCUUUUGUCACUUUCUGGGGUGGCUAAGCCGUCACAGCUGGAAUUCACCGGUAUCGUCUUAGGAGAGAGCGCUAUGAAGACGGAAACAGAGAUCGGCAGCCAGAUCGACUAUGAAUUCCGGGUGAUCAAUUUGGGAAAGCCUCUGAAGUCGUUCGGGACUGCGUUUCUGAACAUCGAGUGGCCCAAGAACACUGCGACAAAUAAAUGGCUGCUGUACCUGAUGAAGAUCACUACUGUGGGUACGGAUAAUAUCGCCUGCAAACCAGAUGAGGUCAACCCGCUCAGUUUAAGUCCGGAUCUGUCAUUAUCCAGGAGAAAGCGUGAAGCUAAUGAUGGAUCUGAAAACUCAGAAAACAAAGGAGUUUUAUCAUCUCUUUUUACCGACAAGAGGAAAUCUACAGUCUUGACGUGUGGCGAAGGUGCGUCGUGUGUGACGCUCAAGUGUCCUCUUCAGGGAUUGGACAGCAAUGCCGUCAUCACACUGAGAGCUCGUCUGUGGAAUGGCACCUUCAUAGAGGAUUACUCUGACAUGAAUUACGUCGAUAUAAUUGUGAAAGCGUCACUCAGUCUGGAGAACGCUCCCAAAAAUGUGUUGCUGAAUAAUAAAGAUACACAGGUACGAGUGACUGUAUUCCCAGUACGUAAAGCAGCACAAUAUGGAGGUUUACCCUGGUGGAUCAUACUGGUUGCUAUAUUACUGGGCCUGCUCCUGCUUGGCUUAUUGGUCUUCCUGCUCUGGAAGUGUGGAUUUUUCAAACGUUCCAAAUACAAUGACAGCGUGCCCAGUUACAGCGCGGUGAGGAUUAAGAAGGACGAGCGCACGCAUCCACCGGGGAAAGAGAAGCCGGCCUCGGUGGAAAAGAAACAGUGGAUGACUUCUUGGAACGAGAACGAGAGCUACUCCUAGCCUUAUGCUACAUCAGCUGCUAAUGCACAUUAAUAUCCUGCUUUUUUUAAAACAAAAACAAACCAAAGACACUUUCUUUAUGAUAUCAAGUGCUUCGUUUUUGCACACCCUGAACUUCUGAUUGUAAAUAUGACAAUGAUGAAAUGAAAAGAAAUAACCUGUAUAAGAAAAAAAAAAACAUGUACACUAUAUUGCCAAAAGGUUUGGGACACUCCUUCAGAUUACUGAAUUCAGGUGUUGUUUUUCAGGGGUUGGGCUUGGUUCCUUAGUUCCAGUGAAAGGAACUCUUAAUGCUUCAGUAUACCAAGACAUUUUGGACAAUUAUAUGCUCCCAACUUUGUGGGAACAGUUUGGGGAUGACCCCUUCCUGUUCCAACAUCAGGAAACAAAGCAAGGUCCAUAAAGACAUGGAUGAGUGAGUUUGGUGUGGAGGAACUUCACAGAGUCCUGACCUCAACCUGACAGAACACCUUUGGGAUGAAUUAGAGCGGAGACUGUGAGCCGGACCUUCUCGUCCAACAUCAGUGCCUGACCUCACAAAUGCUCUUCUAGAGGAAUGGUCAAAAAUUCCCAUAAACACACUCCUAAACCUUGUGGAAAGCCUUCCCAGAAGAGUUGAAGCUGUUAUAGCUGCAAAGGGUGGGACAACUCCAUAUUAAAUUCAAGUGCAUGUAAAGGCAGACAUCCCAAAACUUUUGGCAACAUAGUGUAUGUCGAAAAAUAGUGACUACUUUCAAAAACGCUUGAUGAAACUGAUGAGAAAAGAGAGAUAUAGAUAUUUUUGGGCUUUUCUAUGCAUCAAGGAUCCACACUGUACAUAUAGGCAUGUGCCAAUAGUUUCAACACACACGUCAUCAUAAGCAGUGAAUGUAGGCUUGAGUCAGACAUGAUCGUUGUAUUUAAGUUCUCAAUCAUCUGUUAUAAAUAUAUCAUGCGAUGCACAGCUGCUGUUAGCAAUCAGUGCUACUGUAAUUAGACUGCAAUUUUCAUAGUGCUGAGGCAUUUCUUUGGCGGAAAUUUACCAACACAUCUGAGGUAAAUGUUGAUAUUCUCGACAAUGCGAUAUAUUCUUCACUUUCCUUCCGCCUUCAGCUUGUGUGUGAAACAAGGCUUGUGGGCUUCAUGCUAGCUAGGUAAAAUGUAGCCUCAUUUCCAAGAACUUGCAAGCACACUGUUGCCUAGCAACAGUCUGUUCCAUUAGCUUUAAGCUAUCAAACAAGCUAUCUCAUACUACUGCAAAUUCACUACACACUUCACUGUAAAGAAAGUACUCCUGGAUGGAUCAUUUUUUAAUAGAAUAUUCCGAUAAUAUAGUAAACCGUGUUUAUUUAUCCGUGCAGUUAUUGUGCGAAAACUUUUAGAAACUGAAUAUUGGCACAUGCCUUGUUGUGUAUAUAUGCUAAUUGUGUUCGAAAUGUUCUCGACUGUGUGUGAGAACUUCUUCUCUGCGUCUCACCAACAAGCCAAAGAAACUUCAUGAAUAUUUUUUUUGAUUUUGUGGAUAGGUUUCUAACUCCUCGAUUUCUAAAGUUCGCUUCAGUUUUACUCAGAACCGUUUGGAUGAAUGUAAAUAUUUGUCGUCGUUGUUUUUUUUGUUUUUUCCCUUAACCGUUAUUUACUUCUUAAUACUUUUGUUUUGUAAGAUAGUUUUUUUUUUGUAAUUAUUAUGAAUUGUGAAGAUUGGUACUGAUUUCAGUUUGGCAUUGACGUCUGUAAUAGUCGUUUACUUCAUUCACACAGGUCAA